UGCCUCCCACCUUGGGGUCGCCUCCGGUUCUCUGGCCCCGCGCGGGCGGUGCCAACCGGCCGCGCCCCCUCGUUUCCUUGCUUUGAAGGAGGCCAGCCAGUGAAUAGGCUGGAGACAGUGCAGAUCCUCCUGGACUUGCAGGUUAAUCACCUACUACCCGCAUCCUACUGGUCCGUGGGCUCCUUCCCCUCUAAUUCCCAGUGUGCAGACUUCUUCUACCCGAGGUUGGGUGACUCCGAUACCCUUGCCCCAGCCAGCAGUCCUGGAAGCCCCUCAGCGGGCACAAACUCAUUUCCUGGGGAAGGUUGCAUGGUAUAGGCUUCCUCGUCCGCUUCCUGACCCACAGGGGAUGGGCUGGCAUCCUUUUCCCGCCAAGGCAGCCCUAACUUCUGCCGGAUUCUAGUAGAAUACCCAGACCACAGUGAGGCCAGGUGUAAAGAUGCUGAUAAAUAGAUGGUAGCCAGAAGAGUGUGGAGGUUCAUGUCUAUAAUCCUAGCAUUUGGGAGGCCGAAGCAGGAGGGAGUUCUAGGGCAGUUUGGACUACAGAGUAAAACAGUUUCAAAGAUAAAAGUCGGCUUCCUUGUUUUCACUUAUUUAUAUCUUAAAGUUGUUUUUUUUCUUAAAGAAUUUGGACUUUUGUGUGUUUUACAUGAGUGGACUGGCCAGGGAGAUUAGAAGAGGGAGCCAGAUCCCUUGGAACUGGAGUUGUGAAGGUCCAUAUGGGUGCUGGGAAUCCAGCAUCCGUCUUGGGAAAAAGCGGUGCCUUAAAAUACUGAGCCAUCGAUCCAACCCUGUUUUUUCCUUUUUGUCACACGAUCCUUCUUUCUUAAAAAGACAAAAGCCCCAAAUGAUUGUAGUUGCUGUCACUCAUUGUUUUUGUUUUGCAGUGUGCGGAUGGAGACCAGUGCCUUGUUCAUGCUUUGAGAGUUGUCAGUGUGUCACAUCCCAGUCCCAGCUGCUGUUAUUAUUUUUUUUUUAAUCACAGUCCCCAUAAACUCCAGGAGAUAGCUCAUCCUGCUUCCUGAUGUGUUAGGGGCUCCAGAUGGCACUGUCUGGCCCCAACCUUCACCUUGCCCUUUCUUUCUCUCAUAUCCAAGGCUCUCCACCUAGACUUGGACAUUUCAGGCAGAUCCUAAUUAAGGGCUUAUUAAUCCAUCUGCAUUUCCGAUUGUCACAACUUGCAAGGACUUUGUCUCCCACAUGCCCAAAGUGUCGGUUCCUGUCUAUCGUUAACAAUUGUUAUAAAGAGAACCCCAUUCUUCCAAGCAAGGGUAGAGCCUUUUCCCAAUGGGGCUGUGGAUGGUUUGUGUCCUUCUCUCCACUGGUACAGGACACACCUCCUCAAGUCCUCAAGGAAAUGCUGCCAACUGCUAGGAAUGCUGGGGGCGAUGAAGGCAGCCUGCCCAGCUUGAUCCUGACUCUCCUUACAGAUGGGGCCUUUGAAGACCUGGCACAAGGUUGUGUGGUGCCAGGAGUCACCUGUACCUACAGACGGAUACCAGAUAAAACCCAUGGAUGCUCACUGGACUUCGGGGAGGGACAGAUGCCACUUCUGAAACUGGCUUCCCAAGACUCGGGCAUGGAGAUGGUGGUUGGGGAUAGCCCUUUGGCUACCUUAUCAGGACUUUCUCAAGAUUCUUUGAACCUUGAGCCCACGGGGAGCCCUGAGCUGCCUUCUGUCCAGCUAGACCGGCUGCGGGCCCGAAGGAAACUGGACCAGGUGCUGGAGAGGUCUCAAGAGUUUCCCAGCUUGUCUGGACAGCGGCGCCACUCCCUGCAGCUGCUGAGCAAGCCUGUAGGUGGAGUGCCCAUCUUUGCAGGGGAACUAGAGUCCACUGAGGCAGCCACUGAGCUAGAAGAAGCAAAGGUGGUGGGUGAUGUGGAGUCUGGAGCAUUGACCUGCCUUCCAGGGCAGGGUUUACGUUACCUGGAACACCUGUGCCUUGUGCUGGAGCAGAUGGCAAGGCUCCAGCAGCUGUACCUGCAGCUGCAGACUCAGAGACCCUCUAGGGAUCCCCAGGAGGAAGAAUUGGCUCUUGCUCUUUCAUCAUCUUCACAUAGCCCAGACAAUAGGAUGCAAGGGCACAAAGAGCAGCUAAGCCAGACAAGGGACCUAGGUGAUGUGGUUCUUUCUGAAGGUGCAGAGGCAGCUUCACUCCCAGAGGUAGGGGUGCUCAUUGCCAACGCUCCCAGGCUGCCAGAGGCCUUGCUGGAAUCAACCCACACUCUUCCAUCCUCCCAGGGACACAAGCAGGAUGUCUCCCACUGGGACAAGGUCAAGGUCCUGCUCAAUCGCAUCCGUUGGAGGAGCCCUCGACUCCCUGAGCCUCCUGCUCCUCCUGAUGGUUCUGGACCCAGGAUGGAGUUCACGAACCUCUCUGAAAGGAUUCAAUACCACUCCCACCGGAAGACCUUUAUGCCAACACUGGUGGUUAAGAAACCACGAGCAAAAAACCUUUCUGUAUGACCUCUUGGUGUGCCUGGUGACCUUGGGUGGAGGGGAUUUGCCAUGAAGUCCCAUCACCUUUUGGCUUACUGCUGUGUCUCUGCACUGCCAGGAAAAGCUAUUUGUGCUCGCUCCUCUUCAAGGUGAGGGCCAAGUCCUUCUCUAAGAAGCAUGGCCAAGGAGCCCUGGUUCCCUGAGAGAUUCUCAAGUGCAGUUCCGGCCAUCUUCCAGGGUUCUUCCUCCUUGUCAGAAAUCUCUGGGCUCAGGCAAUGUGAAGGGACUUAUUUAUCAGGUGCUCCCAGAGAGUGUUUGGCACGGUAAUAUACCAGCAUGUUGCAGAUGUAUGUUUAUGCAAUCUUUGGUGGACUAUUGAAUGCCUGGAUUCAGUCAUCUGAGGGAAUCAUGUAUCCAGAAGGUUGGUGUUUUGUGAGUAACCGUGGAAGGACGGCACUGAUCUACAUUCCACAAUGGACAGUUACUGACGUGGAUUUCUAAUUUCUUCCUCAUACCUGAGACCGCAGUCCUGGGACAGAGAACAACACUGCCUUGGGGAACUUUGUAUUGAGCCAUGGCCCUGAAGACUCAAUGGCCAAUGUGGGGAAGAUGAAGCCCAAUGUGGAGAAUAGCAAAUAACUUUCAAGGUCAAUUCUAAAUUGCUGUGUUCUCUCCUGGAAUUUAGACUAUGGCACCAUCUCUUAAUUUGUGAGCCAUAGCUUCCUGCUUGGGAUGAUGCCGGCCUUACCUACCUCAUGAGCUUGUUAGGAUAAAGUGACAUUAAAAUAUCUCAGUGUG
Cricetulus griseus (Chinese hamster) is the source of this 3238-nucleotide messenger RNA. The record is from RefSeq and is a predicted model, not a curated record. Lineage: Eukaryota; Metazoa; Chordata; Mammalia; Rodentia; Cricetidae.